Messenger RNA from Oldenlandia corymbosa var. corymbosa, 1436 nucleotides. NCBI's taxonomy places the organism in Eukaryota, Viridiplantae, Streptophyta, Magnoliopsida, Gentianales, Rubiaceae. The record is from the annotation of a GenBank genome assembly.
GCUGUUGUUUAGAGAAAAUGGGGAAAAGAAUAACGCGGAAGAUGGCCAAGAAGAACGGAAAGAAGAGGAAGGAGAAGAAGUACAGAAGAAGAAGAGCAAGGAGAUUGCGACAAGAAGCUGAACGCAACUUUCCUCGUGAUGAAAUUCCCGCUGAUCACAACGUUGAUGGUGAAUUAAAUGUCCCAGGAGAAGGGGUUCAAGAAAAUGUAGACGGUGAUGAUGAAUUGAAUGCCCCAGAAGAAGUGGUUGAUGACAAUGUUGCUGAUGGUAAUGGAUUGAGUGUCCCAGAAGAAGGGAUUAAUGACAAUGUUGAAGGUGAUGAUGAUAAUUCGGAGCAGGAAAUGGAAGGAGAAGAAGAUGGGCAGGAGGAAAAUCAAGAAAACGAAGUAAUUGAACCGCCGGAAGAAAAUCAAGAACAACCAGUCGGAGCAGUCGAAGGAUCAUCUCCGGCAAACCCGGCAGCAGAGAAAGAAGCCCAUCCAGUUGGUUCUCAGGACAAUGCUGGUGAUUGGCCCAAAGAAACAGGGGAUCGUGUUGCUCGUGAACAGUACGCUGACGAAGAAUUGAAUUCGCGAGAACCGAAUAAUCCAGAAGGAGUUGAUGACAAUUUUGACGGUGAUGAUGGUAAUGCCGGGAAAGAAAUGGGAGCAGAAGUUGAGGAACAGCCGGAAGAGAAUCUAGAAGCUUCCGGAGGAGAAGUUGAAGAAUCAGAGUCGAUAAUCUUAGCACAAGAAUCUCAUCAUGUCAAUGUUGAUGUCUCAGAAUCACCAGAAGAAACAGGGGAUCUUCAUCAUGGUGAUCAAGAAGCAGAGGAGAUCCGAGAAAGCAAAGGGAAAGAAGUUGAUCGGUCUGAUCCAGAGAAUAUUCAUGAAUCUGACGCCAAUAGGAUCCCAACUGGAAGUCAGAUUCUCCCCCCAGAUCGAAUGUUGAAGAGAAGGGCACCUCAUAGUGAUGAUGAUGUUUACUAUACCGAAAGACAAUUCAGGCAUCUAUCUCAAAGGGCAAAUCGUUUAUCACUGCUGGAAUUAAUCAACCGGUGCCGAAAUUCCGCAAAUCAUGAAGCAGCUCAAUCAUCAUCAUCUUCUUCUGCUUCCAGAGGUACUAUCACCGAUAUGUCCCAAAGGGCUCUUGAAUUAUUCCACCAAAAAAUGGCGGAGGCUUUGAUGACACAAAAGGGAAAACCGGAAAAGUCUUGGGUUGAAUGCGGGAUUUGCUGUGUUGUGAAACCUCCUCAAUUCAUGGUUCGAGUUUCUUGCGGAUGCGGAUUUUAUGCUGUCUGUAUGGAUUACUGUGUCAUCAGAUUGAGGUUGGCAGAGUAUCGGCAAGACAUUCGUCUGGUUUGCAAAGACUGUUGGAGAAACUUGUUGAGUGAGAAACUCAUCCAUUACGUUCUAUGCAAGCUGCUUCAGAUGGCUUUGAUUUUCAGGAUUAGGUAA